UUCUCGUGGCCAGGACAGAAACUGCCUUUCCUGCUCCUCCAGCCCAUCAGCAAGAGUGGACAUUUUUCUGAGUCACCAUGGGCAAGAUGGACAACCCCUCCGUGGAGCUGAGCUCUCCCUCUGAAGUGAAGCAGGCAGCUCUGGAGGAGCCAGAGCCCAUCAGCCCCGAGGUGGUGAGCACCCAGAAGAAGAAGAAGAAGGAGAUCCCAGACAGAGGUUCUUGGAAGGGGAAAUUUGACUUCUUGCUGUCCUGUGUGGGCUAUGCUAUCGGUCUGGGCAACGUCUGGCGCUUCCCUUAUCUCUGUGGCAAAAAUGGAGGAGGGGCCUUCCUCAUCCCCUAUUUCCUGACACUGGUGUUUGCUGGGAUUCCUCUCUUCCUGCUGGAAACUGCUCUGGGCCAGUAUACCUCUAUUGGUGGACUGGGAGUCUGGAGAUUAGCACCCAUGUUCAAAGGCGUGGGACUGGCAGCCAUGGUUCUGUCCUUCUGGCUGAACAUCUACUACAUUGUCAUCAUUGCCUGGGCCCUCUACUAUCUCUUCAACUCUUUCACUGCGGACCUGCCGUGGCAGAGCUGUGGGAACCCCUGGAACACAGACCGCUGCUUCUCCAACUACUCCCUGAACGACACCACCAACCUCACCAGCGCCGUCACCGAGUUCUGGGAGAGGAACAUGCACCAGAUGUCCGGAGGCCUGGGGGAGCCUGGCGCCGUCCGCUGGCCCCUGGCUGGCACGCUGGCCCUGGCCUGGCUGCUGGUCUACUUCUCCAUCUGGAAGGGUGUGGAGUGGACAGGCAAGGUGGUGUAUUUCUCAGCCACCUACCCCUACUUCAUGCUUUUCAUCCUCCUGUUCCGGGGAGUCACGCUGCCAGGAGCCAAGGAGGGGAUCCUCUUCUACCUCACACCUGACUUCAGGAAGCUCUCUGACUCUGAGGUCUGGAUGGAUGCAGCCACUCAGAUCUUCUUCUCCUACGGCCUGGGGCUGGGCUCCCUCAUUGCUCUGGGCAGCUACAACACUUUCCACAACAACGUCUACAGAGACUCCAUUAUUGUCUGUUGUAUAAACUCCACCACAAGCAUAUUUGCUGGAUUUGUUAUUUUCUCUAUCAUUGGCUUCAUGUCACACAUCACAAAGAAGUCGGUGUCAGAGCUGGCCUCCUCAGGCCCUGGACUGGCUUUCCUCGCCUACCCGCAGGUUGUCACACAGCUGCCCUUGUCCCCACUGUGGUCAAUCCUCUUCUUCUCCAUGCUGAUGAUGCUGGGUCUGGACAGUCAGUUCUGCACUGUGGAAGGGUUCAUUACAGCCCUGAUGGAUGAAUAUCCUCAAGUCCUAAGAGCCAGGAAGAAGAUCUUCAUUGCAGUAGUCUGCUUCAUCUCUUAUCUCAUUGGAUUCUCCAACAUCACCCAGGGUGGUAUUUAUGUCUUCAAGCUGUUUGAUUACUACUCAGCCAGUGGCAUGUGUCUUCUUUUUCUUGUCUUCUUUGAGACCAUCUCAAUUUCUUGGUGUUAUGGUGUGAACAGGUUUUACAGGAACAUUGAAGAAAUGAUUGGCUACCAGCCUUGCAUCUGGUGGAAGAUCUGCUGGGCCUUCUUCACACCUCUUGUCUGCCUGGGUGUGUUCUUCUUUAGUGUGGUGGAAAUGACCCCUCUGACACUGGGAAAAUACGUCUAUCCUGUGUGGGGACAAGGCAUCGGUUGGCUCAUGGCCCUGUCCUCCAUGUUUCUGAUUCCAGGGUACAUGCUCUACUCUUUCUUCACCUCAACAGGGACUCUCCGGCAGCGUUUGCAGCAGAUGACACAGCCCAGGCCAGAGGUGCACGCUCAGAACAAUGGCCUCCAGCCGAAGACGUCCUUGAACGGGAGGAUCUCGGAUGCUGCCGUGUAGGAGGAGAGCCAAACUCCUCACUCCACCCUGUAGUUGCUCACUCCACAUUGUCCCUCGAGCUCCUCUGGCACAGCUUGCUGUCCCUGGCUCUGUGGUGGCUUUCGUUUGUCCAAGAGAGGACCUGGUGGAGGAACCUGCUCGUGGCACUUCCUCCUGGCAUGACUGACCAAGGCCCUGAACAAGCUGCUGCCAGGGCAUCGUGUGGUGGCCACCUUCAUCCUGCAACAUCCUGGUCCAGGCCCUCAGGGAGGAGCAGCUGGCACCCACGUCUUCCUCCUCCUGAGGAGAGGUGGUGUCUCUAGAGAGCUUAGACUGAUUGUUAUCCACUUCUCUGUUUUUCUUGCCUUUCCAUGUGAAACUCCACCGAGCAUCCCCCAGCACACAGCUGUGUUUCACCCCAGAGAGAUUGCUAUCACUAGGUUCAAAUCCCAGAUGGCUGUUGAUUGAUGGAGCAUAAAACACCAGCAGAUACAUAACUGGAGGGGAUGUGCAGCACAAAGGCUUCUAGAGCAGAACAAGGGAUUCUAGUGAAAAGUCCUGCCUGUUGGUAGCUGUAGGACAUCCCCCCACACCUGGAGAAGGGCUUGGGGACAGUGUGUGCUGCUCACAGUGCCAUGUUUCUUCCCUGCACAGUCUCCAGACAUGUUUGCUGCAUCCAUUGUGAGCCAGAGCCCAGCAGAACAGUCAACCUUUCUUUUCUGGAGCAUCCUACCCUCUCUAUCUGUGUGCAGUAGCCUCUCCCUGACUCUAAAAACAGCUAAAAGUGUAAAUGGAGAGCUCUUUGCCUCAGGCUGUUCAAGUCUCCCACACUGACCACAACAAGCUUCAUGCAGAGGCAAAGCUGUGUGAUAGAGAUUUUCCAGCACUGUGAAAAUCUCCACCCAAGAUAAAACAGGGUAGUUGCUGCCAACCACCUUCCCUGGCUGUGUCCCUGGAUGGGAAACAAUCAGAUGGAGUGAGAUGUCCUUGGGUGGUUCAGUUCAUACCUUUCUCAGGAAGUGGCCACUCCUAAAUCUCAGGUGGCAGAAGGCAAGAAUUCCUGAGGCAGUUGGCAGGGUGCAACCACCAUCCUUAAACCCACAGUGCUGAUUUCCCUUGGGACCUGCCUGUUCAGCCAGAUCCCAGCCACAUCCCAGCUCCCAGCACAUAAACCACAGAGGGCUGUGAGCUCUUGUAGAUGGUGCUGGAGGAGUGUAACACCUUGGAGAAGGCUGCAAAGUGUUUCAGAGCCAUCCUAAAAGAGCAGCAUAUUUCUCAGUAGUAAAGCUUUGUGGAAGGAGGUGGCUUAUCAUAGCACCACGUGUAGGUGUGACAGUGAUGCUCUCAGUUGUGCCAGCCUCCCAGUGACCUCACUCAGAGAUUUCUUGUACACAAAGUGUUUGGUGAGCACACAUACUGUGACUUAGUGCUGAUUAGUCUCUCCCCUCCCUUGUCACAGCAUUGCCAGGUCUGCUGACACUCCCAGCCUUAGAUCAGAAUCAACAAACUCAUAAAAGAGUAUUCAAGAAAAGCCCCACCCAUCUUUCCUACCAAAGAGUCUGGUCUCAGAAGUGACACACUGCAGUCCCCCAGGUGUUCUACUGCCUGCGGGUGACAGAUGAGGGAUGAGCCUUUGCACAAUUGUUUUGCUCUCCAACAGUAACUUCAAAAUGCUGAAGGUUGGCCCUGUGCUACUUGUCCCUGUGACUCACCAGAGCAUGGAGCCAACCUACUCUGCUGCCAAUCUUCCAGCCUGUGGAUCAGUAACAGAAAGAAGAAAGAAGUUUUCUGGUGAAAGCUAAAGUCAGACUCCUUUGGGAGUGGGUCCCCUGCCAACUCGUGGGUGCAUCUUGGUUAAUGUUGCUUCAGAUGUGUAACCAAUCUGUAUUUGUAUACAUGAUCCUCAGCAGUUAUGGCUGCUGGGCUCUAAGUGCAUGUUUUGUGGUCUCCAACACCCCGAGCUGAGAUCACACCCUGUCCCACCUGUAAUUGUUACGGUGUUUGUGUCAAAAAAAUUGCAGCUGUUAAAUAGACAUGAGGAAAUGCUGUAUUUAUAGGCUUAGUCUUGUAAAGCCAAAAGCCAAACACUGAAAGCUACAAUCAUAGCUCAUCACUAUUAAUCUCAGCCAGUUACAGACAUGUCAUCUUUCCUUGUCCUUUAAUUGUCUGUGCCACUGUAGCUGAACAUUUCUAUUCCAAUUUCACCUAUUUUUAUGAACCAGGGCACUAAGGAAACCACUCUUUAUAAACAUGCAUGUUCUUAGAGAGAGACAUCUGUGCACAAAAAAUGUGUUUAAACUCUAACUUUGCAGUAAUUACCCUUGCUAGAGAGCUGCUUUUGCCUGUGCAUCCAGGUCCCAAAACCUCCCUUUCCUCAAAUGCAGACUGAGGGUUGCACAGGUGGGUGAUGGGCAAUGGACUCAGUUUUUGAGUGAGGCCAUAAAACCAUGGAAGACUUUGUUUCUUCCAACUUCAUUGGGACAGCUCAGGUCUGAGGAAGAACAAAUCACUGUAAGUGGUAAUAUUUUUGUCUCUUAGCCAAAGAGCUUGACUACUGACAGAGCUGUUCAAAGGUUGUUUCUUCCAGGGGAGUAGAGAAGGAAAGGUCCAGAAAUCAAAAUUCUUUCCCUGGUUGCUGAAGAAAUCUCUAAACCCCCAAUUCCUGCUUGCUGGGAUUUUAGCCCUAGCAUCUCUCUGACCUGUGGACUUGCCUGUGGCACAUUGUUCCAGAUGUAGCAGCAGGGGCUGCUCAUAAUAACAAUAUUUGAUGAGUUUUAACCAUGUGCUCAGUUUUCUGCUUGUGACAUUCUCCUUUGCUUUCUCCUGCCCUGCUCCUUUUUGUUCUCUUGCCUCAGUCCUUCUCUGCUAUCAUUUGUCCAGUGGAAAUUACCCACCUCAGCUUUCUUCCUCCUGCUUUCUUAGUUACACUAGUGUAAAAUUGCAACUCUCCCUCCUUUCUCUUCUCCUUUCUCUUCUCCUUUCUAGUCUUUCUUCAUUUCUAUCUCUUUCUAUUAUCACCAGCCUUUCUUCCCUGUUUCUUCCAUGUGCUUUUCCAGCUUAGAACUCCUUCCUGCAUGCCUGUGGCUUAGCCUCUCACUGUGUGCAUGCUCAACACUUCUGCCUACUGAAAGCUGGAGCUCAGGAUCCCGCAGAGGACCCCAGCUUUUCACAGGAUCCAGUCCCUAAGAACCAAUUUCCAUCAUAAUAUCCAAAGUAUAAUGAAGUUCCAGGUAUUUCUCUUCCUCUUUGCACCAGAAAAUGCUGUGCCAAGGAAUACGAUCUCCUGUUUUUUCUAGAAAGACAUUUCAACCCACAUUCCACCAGUGUGCACAGAGCUGUGCCUGUUCUGAAAGGUUUUGUGGCCUUUCCUGGUUUUGCACUAUGUUAUUUCCACCAUGAAUGUUUGGAUCUGUGAAGUCUGGUGUGCAUAACCUUGCAGGUAGGAAUUUGCCCUUAGUCAAGCUCUGUCUGAUGGACUGAUCCCCUUCUCCAGCAUUUCAAACUCAUCCCAUCUUUAGUGCUAGAAGAGCCUUCCCACCUCCACACACAGGUUUUCCAUCUAGUGAGAAGUCAGGGGUGUUGAUGGACCCCCUUUAGCUCACCCCACACCUCUGAAAUGCCACAUGUGUCUGUCAAAGCAGCAUAUCUGUUCAUUGACUGUAAGAACUGCUUUUGCCCUCUUCCCAGGAUGCACCACAUCUGCUGACCACCCCUCUGCUCCUCAUUCCUUCUGACUCACCCAGAACAGAGAAUACAUAGCCAGGGUGUGGAUUGCUCCCCUCUCCUCACUGCUGGAGUUCAGAUGGGGACUGUUCUCCCCUGUGCUCACCUACAGCACUCCUGCCUUUUCUCUGUCCCCUCACCUCCCCCUCACCAUAGGCAUCUGCUUGAAAUAAUCCUUUAUGAAAUCUCUUAAUUCUAAGAAGCUAUUUAGGGACCUGUGUUCAAAUCCCUCUGAAAUCCUCUUUUUCCUGAGGCCUGCAAAAUAUAAAAUAAAUGCCACUGCCCCCAUCUUCUGCUGCAGCAGGGGGUGACAUGGGCCAUGGGAAAAGCAGGAUUGUUCUGCUGCUCAAGAGCUGCUUCCCCUGGAGACCCAGGUGUGAUCCUCUCCCCUGGGACAGGGGAGCUCUUCCUGCUGCUGUUCUAGCACAUGUGCUCCAACAGCUGGCAGCUGGUUAUAAAACACUUGUGCCAUGUCCAUGGCAGAAUAUGGUGCUGUGUGGCACUGGAAGGCUUUGGCUGGGCAGCCACUCUGCAGCUUUUAGUCUCUCCACAGUUCUAUUAAAUGGUGUGUUGAGAGGAGUUGUGUUGUGCAUCAGGGGUGCCCUUAAAGCUGGUGCCAUUCUGGAUGAGCAAUUUGUCCUUAUGCAUUGCCACUUCCAGGGGGCUUCUCUCAGGACUGGAGGAUCCUGCUUGCAUUUGGUGGUGGUGGCCAAAUGGGGAAGGGUCUGCAUCACUGAUGGGAUGUAUCCACUGUGGUUUGGCUUGUGCUGAGGGCUACCAGCUCUCACCAAGCACUGCCUGCCUUCCUCAGCAGCUGAGACCACGAGGAGCAGUGCUCAGCUCUGGG
Passer domesticus (house sparrow) is the source of this 6432-nucleotide messenger RNA. RefSeq names its product sodium- and chloride-dependent GABA transporter 1-like. Gene Ontology annotation, cellular component: plasma membrane. The transcript is spliced from 14 exons. Gene Ontology annotation, biological process: neurotransmitter transport; sodium ion transmembrane transport. Bases 78 to 1883 code for a protein of 601 amino acids. NCBI's taxonomy places the organism in Eukaryota, Metazoa, Chordata, Aves, Passeriformes, Passeridae. The record is from RefSeq and is a predicted model, not a curated record. Gene Ontology annotation, molecular function: gamma-aminobutyric acid:sodium:chloride symporter activity.